Molecule: messenger RNA, 4946 nt
Organism: Fomitiporia mediterranea MF3/22
Lineage: Eukaryota; Fungi; Basidiomycota; Agaricomycetes; Hymenochaetales; Hymenochaetaceae
Exons: 25
Coding region: 1-4836 (1611 amino acids)
Biological process (GO): regulation of translational initiation by eIF2 alpha phosphorylation; DNA damage checkpoint signaling
Cellular component (GO): cytosol
Molecular function (GO): ATP binding; protein binding; eukaryotic translation initiation factor 2alpha kinase activity
Source: RefSeq, a predicted model, not a curated record
AUGGGUGGAAACGAAGACGCUCAGAAUCUAGAAAUACAGGCACUAAAAUCCAUCUAUCCCGAUGUUUUCUUUGACGAUGUUUCUCCAAAAGCUUGGAAGGGUGCCGCCAGGCUUCCCGAAUUCAGUAUCCGAGUGGACAAAGAGGAAGGCUCCGACGUAUACGUUGUACUCAAUGUCAAGUUUCCUAAGGCGUAUCCGACAAAAGCGAUCCCGAUUCUAUCCAUACCUCAAUCCAAAGGGCUCACACCAGCUCAAGUCAACAAACUUUUGGGAGCGAUACACGCAGAAGCACAGAGAUGCCUUGGCUCCGAAGCCGUAUUUGCAGUGCGUCUCUUUGUUAAUCUAUUGGCUUUCUCUGAAUAUCCGACCGCCUUUCAGGUAAUCGAGGUUGCACAAGAAUGGAUGAGAAAGGCAUUCGACAAGCCCGAAGGACCCAAGAAAGAGCGGAGUGGCUUAUCGCUUGCGAUAGAAAUGCAAAACCGCGCUCUCGAAGAGGAAAAGGCUUUGCGUGAGAAAGAAGAGCUGCUUGCCAGGGAAGAAGAAGAGAAACAAUCUCAGGCUGAUGAACAGCUGCUCCAACAAAUCGAGAAAGACGCUUUACGCAAAGAAGAGAUGCGGAGAGAAGAGAGAGAACGGCAGAAAGCAAGACGCCGUGCGUUUUCAGAUGCGACAGAGAAGCCUCUGGUCGAGACCUCUAUUGAGUCAUUUGAUUCUGAAAUUGAAAUUUCUGGCGUCCGUUUUGAUACUGUUCGACUGUAUCAUGGCCGUCAAGAGUGCCUUGGUACAACAUAUGAUGCAGAGCCUGUCUGCGAUGAGCCUCAUCCUGCUAUCACUCUUGAGCUCCACGUGAUUGUAUUCGAGUCGAGUUACUAUAAAACUCAUCCAGGAAGGAAGAAAAUUGACCAGGUAGAGAACGAAGCAAGGCGCCUCACGAGGUUGGCAAGCUACGACCAUGUUCAGCGUGUCCUUGCAGUACAAUCGAACGGAACUCGAACAAGUCAACCUACACGGAUAUCAAUUCUCGUGGAAAAGAAGCCGUCGCUUACGCUGAAAGACGUUCUUCUAGAAUGUGAUGGCCUUCGGGAAGAACGUAUAACGUCGUACUUAAUGCAAAUUUGCACGGGACUGCGUACGAUACAUGAUGCCGGUCUUAUUCAUCGCGCUAUUUGUCCAUCUAGUGUUGGGCUUGUCGAUCACUCAUCUGGAUCAAAAAUAAUAAAGUUGACCCGCGUGUCGUUGUACGCGAAGCUUCACGACUUACAUAUGUCAGAGCCUUUCGGUGCAAAUAUUUCGGCGGAUCUUUCUGAACCUCCCUUCCCUGAUGAAUGGCUAUUCCGAGAGACAAUUGAAUCCCCCUUGCUGUACACGCGUUGCCGUGACAUACACUCAACUGCUGUCUUAGUACUCCAGAUGGCAAUGGGGCUGGACGUUCCGCACAGAUACCCCAACCCAAGUCUCGCACUAUUAGACUCUGGGUUGUCUGAUAAGUUGAACCGGAUAGUGGGCGACAUGUUUAAGUUAGGCAAGAAGUCUAAUGCCCUCCCUACCGCGAUCGAUAUUAUGGAACGGCUUGACCAGCGCCCUGCUAAGUCGCCCUCUAAGUCGAUUACCAUAGCGCCUAGUACUAGUCCCAUGCAACGCACCGAUCUGAAAACUCCGGUGGCACGCAUUGUUUUCCCUAAUAACUCGCCUCAGAAUAGCUACUUCGCGGGUCCGGAAGGAACGAGAAAAGCAAGCCGUUGGCGAGAAGAUUGGCAACAGUUGGAGGUCCUUGGAAAGGGAGGCUUCGGCCAAGUUGUGAAGGCUAAAAAUCUCAUGGAUGGUGCCACUUAUGCGGUCAAGAAGAUUAAACUGAAAGCUUACCAACCGGACAAUAAGAUUUACCGCGAGGUAAAUGCCUUAAGCCGUCUGAACCACCGUUUCAUUGUGAGGUACUAUACGACGUGGCUCGAGGAAUCAGAGCCGACAUCCAGCACCACAUCGUCGGAUUCAGGGCAGGGUUCUGAUGAUGCGGACGACCAGACAGCUGGUGCAUUGUCUUCAGAGAGUAAUGGCAGGACGACUACUGGAAACAACACUCCUGACAGCCAGAUCUUCAGAGAUCCUACAACCAUUGAUUUAGACGAAUUGAUGAAUAGCGAAGAGGCACAGACGUCAUCGUUCCCUAGCAUACACUUUACUUCUGGAGAUGUCGCCGAGGACAGCAGUGAUGAAGAAGAAUCUGCCUCGUUGCAACUGGUCGAAAGGAGUGACAGAGUUCGUGCGGCUCCUAUGACGGUCAGGACACUAUAUAUCCAGAUGGAAUACGUUCCGCGUCAGACUUUGAAAGAGCUUGUUGCAGAGAGAAUCUCAGAAGAUGAAGCAUGGCGUUUGUUCCUGCAAAUAGUUGAUGCAUUAGUGCAUAUGGCAAGCCUCGGAAUCUUGCACCGGGACAUCAAGUUGACGAACAUCUUCAUUGAUUCAAGUGGAAAUUGCAAAGUCGGAGAUUUUGGCCUUGCAACGUCCAGUCUUGCUGCAGUCGAUCCUUCGGAGCUGUCACCUAUGCCUGGGGUGAAGUUUUCAGGGGAUAUGACGUUAGACGUUGGUACUCGUCUGUAUAUUGCUCCAGAGAUACUUUCAAAGCGAGGUGGAUCACGAGAUAAGGAUCAUAGCAAGAUGGACCUGUACAGCCUUGGCAUCGUAUUCUUCGAGAUGAACUACUUCUUCAGUACGGACUCUGAGAGAAUUGCCGUUAUCGAGAAGAUGCGCCAUCCCGACAUCCAUUUUCCGACUGAUUGGGAUCUUGAACGGAGCAAGCAGAAAGAAGUCAUUCAAUGGUUAUUGCAGCAUGAACCAGCACGCCGUCCUACAGCCAUUCAGCUCUCUCAGAGUCCAUUGUUGCCACCAAGAGUAGAGGAUGAGUACUUCAAGGCCGCGCUGGGCGUCAUGACAAGCGAUAACAACCAGUACUUACCGGCUGUUCUGGCGUCCUUGUUCUCACGCAAGCCGCGUCCAACUGGAGAGUUCCUGUACGACUAUAAUUUCCCAGAGACGGCCAUUCUACGUGACGCAGUUAUCGAACAUCUGAAGAGCCUAUUCCGUCUUCACGGUGCUCGCGACGUGGACGUACCUCUCCUCAUGCCAUUAACCGAUAGGCAUCUCGAGACUACGCGUCAAGUGCUGUUACUCGAUACUCACGGUGAUAUCGUCGCCCUGCCUUCGAAUACUCUUCUGCCUUUUGCCAGGUUAGCUGCUAGGCAUAAGACGACGCGAAUAAAGCGAUACCAUAUUGGUGAUAUGUAUCGCGUUGGUGCUGCACUUGCCCAUCCUACAGUUUCUUCCGCGGCUAUCUUCGACGUCAUCACGCCUGAUAUCUCUACAGGCCUUCAAGCGGCAUCUGCAGAAAUGAUCACCUUAAUGGACGAAUGUCUGUGUACAUUCCCAAACCUUGCGAAGACAUACCAGAUCCAUGUCUCGCAUUCCAAGAUCUCGGAGAUCGUUCUCGGCCGCUUGCCUGAGAAACUGCGCGAAAGCAUUGUGGACGUUCUUCAGGAAUUCGAAGCCACUCCAGCUCAAAAGCGAGCAUCUUUGCAACGCAAGGGGCUCUCAAAGAUUCAGAUCGACGAGCUAGAGUGGCUCUAUGAAGACUAUGAGGACGUCAAUGUACCCUUACUGCGUUUGGAAAAGAGCUCGUCACCACUCGCGGCUAUGCUGAAGCCCUAUCUAUUUGAAACCUCGAAAGCGGUUGCGCUUGCCAUGUCAUCGGGAUUGUACAAUACCGUUCGAGUGCAACCACUCAUGGUAGGACGACGUCAUGACUACUAUAAGAAUGGAGUGUGCCUUGAGGUAGUCAACCUCGAGAAACGCAUCGACAUUCUUGCAGUUGGCGGGCGGUACGAUCAUAUUAUUUCACAAUUCUACGCGCCCUCGGUCAAAACAAAACGAGAGCCAUUUGUCGCAGUUGGUGUGCAAAUUGCGCUUGAACGCAUCACUUCGGCCAUUGCUGCCUUUCAGAGGAAUUUCUUGAAGAAUAACCAACGCUCCUACGAUUACUGGCACGCAAGACGCUGCGACGUGUACAUCGUUUCGUUCCAACCAGGAUAUAUGGCGAUGCGCUAUGAGCUCGCCGCACUCCUUUGGAGGAACGGUAUUAGAGCAGAUUUGAUGUACGAAACUGGAGUGUCUGAUACCGACAUGGAGGGACUAGCGGAUCGGUGUUACAAUGAGGGUAUACUGUUCACUCUCUACCCGAAGGUAAGGGCUGGUCAACGCGAACCUACUGAGUUCAAGGUGAAGAGCAUCCUACGCGGCACAGAGUAUGAAUUUUCCAAGCAGGAUCUUAUUCCAUGGCUCCAACAACAGAUCAUUGAGCAGAAGAAGAUAGACGCUGCUUCGUCAGGUGUAACACCGCUUUCUUCCGAUAUGUCGACGAGCCCGACAGCCACGAACAUCAAGGAGAACCCUGCUAACGCGGACCUACAGCUUAUUCUUCCUGGCGAGGGAACAAGCCUGAAGAAGCAGCGGAAGACUACGAAGCAACUGUUCUUCGAUCGAGCUUACGAAGGCCGCCUGCGACUCAAAUCAGCCGUGCAAUCAGGAGCCUUGCCUGCUCUAGCAAUCGACGUGCCUCCUACCGUUUUCGACGCUCUCUCAAGGUCCGACACAUGGAUCGCUGACGACGACGCAUGGCGAGCAAUCCUCCCAGGCUUCCCAACUCAGCACAUCUCUUACGCAAACCAAAUUCGCGAAGCUGUCUCCCGGCGAAAGAGCGAAGGCGUCGACUUGCUCAUGCUUUUCGCCGUCAAAGAGGAGAGAAUGGCUUUACUAAAUUUGAAAGGCGGCAGUUCGGAUCAUUAGUAUGUGUCAUGGUGUGUGAAAUGGACGAAUGGAUUGGUUGAUAUAUGGGAGAAUCCUAUUUAUGUAUUUUGGUUAAACUUUCCAUGUACAUAUAUGUUAUUGCGAUAAAU